AUGUUUUUUGACUGGCAACUUAAAAAUUACUAUGCUUUAUGCUUUCAACUUGAAACAGAUAAUACGACUGCUAUUGGUUUUACAACAAGUUUACUUGAACAAUCCUAUUAUGAAGAGGUGCACUGUAAUGCUAUUUAUAAAACUUUCAAGGAACAGUUCGAACUUUAUGGUCUCAUUAGUGAUGUUGAAGGCACUGGUUUUUUACUAGCAUAUUUAAUAUUAGAUACUACUAAAUCUUUCAAAAAUGAACAACAGCAAGGAUUAAGAACUGAAGCACUUACUAGCUUCUUUCAAUCUCUUUUUAAAAACUAUUUUAACAUGCAUUCUAAAAUCUCUGUUAAUAUUAAUGGACAAUUUUUGUCUUCUAAUGAAAUAAGGAUUAAAGCUGAUAAAAGCAAAUUACAAGUACCUGAAAAUAUAAAAGUGUUUAGAACACAUAGUCAGGUUAAUAUUUUUAAUCAACAUGAUACAAAUGAAAAUUAUGAGAAUAUUAUUGAAAAGCAUCAAAUACUUGAAUCUAAAAUAUUAGCAUUGCAAUGUUUAGUUGAUCAUCUUAAUAAGAAACGAAUUGCAAAUAAUUUACAACAUGUAGAGGCUGUUGUUAACAAUUUAAAUUGUGCUUUUACUAUAUUCUCAAACAUUGAAAAAGCAAAAAAUCAGAGAACAUAA
Messenger RNA from Cetraspora pellucida, 669 nucleotides. NCBI's taxonomy places the organism in Eukaryota, Fungi, Glomeromycota, Glomeromycetes, Diversisporales, Gigasporaceae. The record is from the annotation of a GenBank genome assembly.